Messenger RNA from Hipposideros armiger (great roundleaf bat), 5167 nucleotides. RefSeq names its product serine/threonine kinase 38 like (gene STK38L). Gene Ontology annotation, molecular function: protein serine/threonine kinase activity; ATP binding. The transcript has 15 exons. NCBI's taxonomy places the organism in Eukaryota, Metazoa, Chordata, Mammalia, Chiroptera, Hipposideridae. The record is from RefSeq and is a predicted model, not a curated record. The coding region runs from base 195 to 1589 and encodes 464 amino acids. Gene Ontology annotation, biological process: protein phosphorylation.
UCCCGGGGGCGGGGCGAGGGCGGAGCGGGCAGCAGGGAGCGGACGGGCGCCGGGCCGGCUGCGGUCCGUGCGGAGGCUGAGCCGGCCGCGGGCGCGACUGGAGGCAGUCAUUGCCAUUCUGCUUUUAUGACUUGGAGAUUUUGGCAACGGUUCUGUAGAUUCUUCAGCAGUCCUGGAGACACAUUUCCAUUACUAUGGCAAUGACGGCAGGGACUACAGCCACCUUUCCUAUGAGCAAUCAUACCCGGGAAAGAGUGACGGUGGCCAAGCUCACGCUGGAGAAUUUUUACAGCAACCUAAUUUUACAGCAUGAAGAGAGAGAAACCAGGCAGAAGAAAUUAGAAGUGGCCAUGGAAGAAGAAGGAUUAGCAGACGAAGAGAAAAAGUUACGCCGAUCACAACAUGCUCGCAAGGAAACAGAGUUCUUACGGCUCAAGAGGACCAGACUUGGCUUGGAUGACUUUGAGUCUCUGAAAGUUAUAGGAAGAGGAGCGUUUGGAGAGGUGCGACUGGUCCAGAAGAAAGAUACAGGCCAUAUCUAUGCAAUGAAGAUAUUGAGAAAAGCUGAUAUGCUUGAAAAAGAGCAGGUGGCUCAUAUCCGAGCAGAAAGAGAUAUUUUGGUAGAAGCAGAUGGUGCCUGGGUGGUGAAGAUGUUUUACAGUUUUCAAGAUAAGAGGAAUCUUUAUCUAAUCAUGGAAUUUCUCCCUGGAGGUGACAUGAUGACGUUGCUAAUGAAGAAAGAUACCUUGACAGAAGAGGAAACACAGUUCUACAUUUCAGAGACUGUUCUGGCAAUAGAUGCAAUCCACCAGUUGGGUUUCAUCCAUAGAGAUAUUAAACCAGACAACCUUUUAUUGGAUGCCAAGGGUCAUGUGAAAUUAUCUGAUUUUGGUUUAUGCACGGGAUUAAAGAAAGCUCACAGGACUGAAUUCUACAGAAACCUUACACACAAUCCACCAAGUGACUUCUCGUUUCAGAACAUGAACUCAAAGAGGAAAGCAGAAACAUGGAAGAAGAACAGGAGACAACUAGCGUAUUCCACAGUUGGAACGCCAGAUUACAUUGCACCGGAAGUAUUCAUGCAGACUGGAUACAACAAACUGUGUGACUGGUGGUCUUUGGGAGUGAUUAUGUAUGAAAUGCUAAUAGGCUAUCCACCUUUCUGCUCUGAAACACCUCAAGAGACAUAUAGAAAAGUGAUGAACUGGAAAGAAACUCUGGUAUUUCCUCCAGAGGUGCCUAUAUCUGAGAAAGCCAAGGAUUUAAUUCUUAGAUUUUGUAUUGAUUCUGAAAAUAGAAUUGGCAAUAGUGGAGUAGAAGAAAUAAAAGGUCAUCCCUUUUUUGAAGGAGUAGACUGGGGGCACAUCAGGGAAAGGCCAGCAGCAAUCCCUAUAGAAAUCAAGAGCAUUGAUGAUACUUCAAAUUUUGAUGACUUUCCUGAAUCUGAUAUUUUACAACCAGUGCCAAACACUACAGAACCGGACUAUAAAUCCAAAGACUGGGUUUUUCUCAAUUAUACCUAUAAAAGGUUUGAAGGGUUGACUCAGCGUGGCUCUAUCCCCACAUACAUGAAAGCUGGGAAAUUAUGAAUGAAGACCACAUUCGCCCACAACCAAGAGAACUCAGGUAGCUGCAUCACCAGGCUUGCUUGGCGUAGGUAAUAAUACACUGAAAUACUCCCGAAGACGGUGGUGCUUAUGACUACAAGAGGAAAUUCUACAGGACUAGGAUUUCUAAGACUACUAUAGGAAUUGGUUGGCAGUGCCAGCUGGCUUUUUUUUUUUAAUGUUUUAUUAUUUUUGUUAACUUUAUUAUAUGAAGGUACUGGAAUAAAAGAAACGUACAUCCCUUUCUAACUGCACUGCCUACAUGCGUAUUAAGGUCCAUUCUGCCUGUGUGUGCUGUGGCUUUGUACUGUAACACCUCUAAUCAAUUCAGGAGAAACACAUAUCAUUUAAAGCAACAUAGGCUAACCUGUAGGUAAUACUGCAGUAUUGCUGAUUUACUGCAAAUCUUAUGGGUCUAGAUAAUCAAUAAAAGCCAUCUUCCAUAGUUGGUGUUAAGAACACUUACCCUAUUGGUUUGGACAUCUAUAAAAAAUAUAUGAAGACAAUUUCUAUAAUGGUUUUAAGAAAUUUAAAAAGAAAUACACUGGUUAUUUAAAAAAUAGAAUUGAUCAUCAUGUUAUAACAUUAACUCCACAGUAGGGAGUGACACGUUUAUAAUAAGGAGGAAGUUUAACGCCUUCACUCAAGCACUCCACUAAUAUAUUUACUUUGCAUUCAGAAAUACUGGUGACCUUUAUAUGCGUAGUCUGUAUACUCAUAGGGGAGAUGUACUGUAUUAUAUAAAAUGUAAAGUUGCUUUUCUUGUGACAACAGGACUUCUUUUUUAACAAGAGGACAUGACAUUAUUUUAAUUUGAUUAUGGUGAGUUGAAUAUAAGAAAUGACCACGAAGGCUGCUUGUAGAACUAGUGUAUUUUUAUUAAACUAUUUUUUUAAAUGUCAGACUUCUGAUCGUGUAAAUGGACUUGUAGAGUACAAAGAGAGCUAUUUACUUUGGUUUUCUAGAAAGUUGUUACAUAUCAUGGCUGGUUAACUUUUAUUUUAUUUUUUAUGAAAAAUUUUCCUUUGAUAGUACUUGUAUUAUUGUGCCAUUACUUUCUUAUACUCCAAAUGUACCAAAGAUCCUGAACAGAGUGGAUGUUCACAAGUGAGUGGAAUUUUCCUUUCCUGCGGGAAUGCUGUCCUCAGACAUGACAGAUCUGUGCUAGAGGUCAGCUUAUUGAAGGACAGCAGUGUUCAUGUUUAGCUACAUCACUGUGGUUACUGUAAAUGGAAUUAAGAAGGUAAAUGCAGGCCAGAGGGGUUGUGAUUAGAGGAUGGGGGAGACGAUGUCAGCAUCAAAUUUUUUGGGUAUUUGCCUAAGAAUUAAAUAAUCUUUUCUAGCUCAGCGUUUUAGUUCUAAAAUGAAUCUCUGCGUUGUUGGUUUCAUAAGUACUAGUUGAGGAAUAAUAUUUUAUGAAAGAAUGGCCUAAUGUUUGUCUUAACUGUUAAUGGAAUUUUUUAAAGAUACAACUAUAACCAUUACAAAUGAUAUAUGAUGAAAAUCUAAAAUGAUUUAUUUCUAGAAAUAGUCCUCUUAAUGGGGAAGAAUCGCAUAGGAUCAUUAUGCAAACCUACAAAAGAUUUUAUAAAUGUUGCUGCCAGGUAGUUCCACAGUGUGUUUCAAUAAGGCCGCCCUGGAUUCUCCUCCCUGCUACCCCCUCCCCUAUUACCCCCUCCCCUAUUCUCUCGAUCUCCUUCCUUCCUCCCUCCCUCCCUUUUUCUUACCUUUCAUUCUUUUUUUCCUAGUAUUUGUUUGGUGUUCAUUCAGUAGCUAUCCCCAUUUUUUUGUGUUUGGAUCAUGUGGCAGAGUAUCUAGGAGAGAGAACUAUUAAAAUUCUGGGGUUAUCUCAAUUUUACUAACUCUGGAUUUCCCAAUUAUAGCUGCCUCUAAUUUUAAAAAAUCUUUAACUUCUGCUCAGUUUUGUAAGAUUUUUCUCACCCCAGCUUAUCACCUCCCCUUUCCUUAAAGGACUGUGUUGCUAGUGUGGUAGUGAAUGGAAAAGAUGUGAGGAAAUUGCAACAUUCUUUAGUUCUAACAUGGUAACUAUUGCAGUACAGAAAAAUAUCAUUAAUUUGACAGAGAGAGAGAGAUAGAGAUAGAUAAAUGAACUGAAUUAUCUAAGUUGACUUUUUAAUUGAAUAAGAAUAGAGCAUUUUACUUUCCUUCACCCUCAUUCUUGUUAACAGGAAGGACUUGGAAAUAGUUCUGAUUUCUCGGCAGUGAAAAGGCAAUUCUAAAAGUUUACUGUGUUCAGAGUCUCAUUUUUCCCUGGAGUUAAAAGAGUGAUUCACAAUCUUAGGGGUUUCCUCCUCAUCAAAAGCAUUUCUUAAGUGCCUAUCUAAAAGCAAUUAAAGACUGUGUCUGCCCUUUGGAAGCUAAGAAUUUGAUUCCUGAUGCAAGUUAGCUAGAUAAUUUGCGAAGUACCUUUGAGAUCGAACUUUCUCUAUUGUACAUUUCCCAUAAAUCAGGUGAACCUGAAAUUUAAUUUAAAUGAAAAAACCUUAUCUAAUCAACUGGGCAUAAUGACAUUUUCUUUAAAUUAGGCUCUAUUUUGAAUUAAAGAGUUUUAUUAUAAAGUGUGUGUUUUUGGUUUUUCUAAGUAUAUAGAAACCUUGUAUAAUUCAGAUUUAUUGAUUUCCUGAUUUAAUGUAGACUUUGACUUUUUUAUUAAAAAAACCUUUGUAUUAAAGCAAGUUACGUUAUUUUUCUUUUAUGCUUUUCUUAUUAACAUAGCUUUAAAUCUUUAAAUUUAUUGAAGCGCAGUGCUAUCUGAAUAUAAGAAAUUUGUUAUAAAUCACCAUUUUCUGAAUGGAAUCUGUAGCUGAUUUAAUAAGCUGCUAGUUGAAUGGGAAAUAUUCAAAUGUGGUCUAUUCAGAACUUUGGUAGUUGAGGCUGAAGAUAGGGUUUCAUUUAUUUCUAUAAACAUACUUUUUCUGUUUUUUAAACACCUGUAUAUCUGUGUAAAUCUGUAAAAUUUAAAAUAUUUUUAAAGUACAUUUAUUUUUGGUGUUUUAUUGUAGAAAACCUUUAGACAAUCAAGCAAUCAGUAUCUACUGGUGGGAGAAACAGCUGUCCAUCUUUUGAUGAUCUACAAAUGAAUGAAUUGAAAUUAAUCAAUAGAGAGGCCCCUGGCUACUAAACACAUUCUCUCUUUGACUUGCUAAGAUUCAGAACAUUCAAAAUAACUGUUUUGCUACAACCAUGAUUAUUUCCUCUUGUCUUUAAAUUUUAUUUUCUCUUUAGAAGUGCACUUAUUUCUGAAAAAUUUUAAUGAAAUAAACACUUAGAACAAAUGUAAAUAUAACACACUUGGGACUAUUAGAGAUAUUUUAGAUUUUUAUGAAAAAAUGUGAGGGGAUCUUGCUACUUUAAGGAAUGAAGUAAAAUAAUAGUUAUUUUUUAAAAAACAAUAUAAAUUAUUCAGCAGUUGUCUAGAAAAAUAAUCAUCAGGCUCUUGAGUUCUGUGUUCAGUUACUGAGUUUCAAAAAAAAUGUUUUGGUGGCUUGAGGCCUUUUUCAUUGAAGGUAAGAAAAAAAUAAAAACUAUGUUUAUAAUAA